CAAUCCCGUGUCCAGCAACAAUUAUUUAUAUAGAAGAACUUGUGUAGUGUGAUAUGCUCUAUAGCUAGUCUAGCUACUCAGGUUUCUUCCUCUGAGUUUUUCUUAGAUGCUUCUUGUUGCUUUUUCCUCAAUCCUUAUCAUCCUUGAGAUUUUCACAACCAACUACAUCUCCUUUCCCCCUUUCUCUCUAUUCCCUUUUUGUCUCAUCUUUCUCAAUCAAAACCUUCCUCUAUUGCUUGAACCUUUUACCCUUUAUAAAGCUCUUACAAAUAGAUCACUACUAAAACUCACUGCCGGUUUCCAUCUAUCAAUAAUAGGUCUCAUUAUCGCUCCUAUCUCUUUCUCUGUCAUGGCUGAUAUUGAUCACUAUUAUGCAAAACCUAACGCUAUCACCAACAGCACAAACCUUAAGCUCUUUGGCUUCAACAUUUUACAGAAUAAUGUUCCUGUGGAUUCAAGCAACUCUCUAUCUGGGUCUUCCGAAUCAGAGAAUGAAGGUAGAAAAUAUGAGUGUCAAUACUGUUUCCGGGAGUUCUCCAACUCUCAAGCAUUGGGUGGCCACCAAAACGCUCACAAGAAGGAAAGGCAACUUCUAAAGCGUGCACAGAUACACGCAACGCGUAACCUGGCUUCUUCUUACGUCCCUACUUCCAUGUUCUCAACCUUCACGCCGCAUCCUCCACAUCUCCUCCCGCCGGCGAUGGUUCCGAUGGCAGUGCAACAUCAUUCUCCUUCAUGGUUUUACACGUCCCAUUUGAGUCGCCCAUUGCUUUAUGGGCCUGAAAGGUGCCUUGAAGACGACAGUCGAGCGUCUGAUGAGGGUUCGGGGCUUCAUGACAGAACUUCGUCGGCGGUUGCUUUUGCGCGGAGUGGGUUUGCCGGAGAAGAUGAUAGGGCACACCAGGAUAAGGGAUUAGGUUUGAACUUGCACUUAAGUCUUUGAUCAGCUGCACCUUUCUUGAUUUGGGCUUUGAUUAAGUACAGCUUGACUCUCCUGUUGUUGUGCGGCAUGUACAUUUUACAAAUUUUCUAAUAUAAUAAAUUUUAUCCUCAAA
Molecule: messenger RNA, 1055 nt
Organism: Manihot esculenta (cassava)
Lineage: Eukaryota; Viridiplantae; Streptophyta; Magnoliopsida; Malpighiales; Euphorbiaceae
Product: zinc finger protein 6
Exons: 1
Coding region: 107-943 (278 amino acids)
Biological process (GO): cytokinin-activated signaling pathway; trichome morphogenesis; gibberellic acid mediated signaling pathway
Cellular component (GO): nucleus
Molecular function (GO): transcription cis-regulatory region binding; DNA-binding transcription factor activity
Source: RefSeq, a predicted model, not a curated record